AUUUGUUUCUAGGUGUUGGCUGCCAAUUGUAGAGUGCAAAUGAAAAGUUACAGAUUGGUGGCUUCGUUAACAAAAUUUUCAGUUAUUUGUGUAGUUGAAGACGGGAAUUUGUUUUGCGUAUAAAAAGUUAACACUGCGUAACAAAGUUCAUGAUUUAUCCAUACUAGAGUGCACAAAAUAAACGCCGUAUGCAAGCGUGAUCAUCCAAGGCUCAUUAUCCGACUAAGCUACUGGCCAGCUUAAAAAAAGUAAGCCACCAUCUAACGAGAGCGAAUCGAAUCGACUUGGACGACCGACCGACCGACCGCACAAAGAAGGAUCUAUCUGGAAAGCCGGCUAGCCGAGUCCCGCAUCCGAUUCCGUAUACGAAUACGUAUCCGUAUCCGAAUCCGAAUUCGUAACCGAAUCCUCAACCAAAUCAUCCCAUAAGGACGCCGCUGUCUCCAACGAUCACAAGAUGAAUGAACUAGACAGUCUCAGGCAGGAAGCCGAGUCCCUAAAGAACGCCAUUCGGGAUGCCCGGAAGGCGGCCUGCGACACAUCACUGUUGCAAGCGGCCACCUCGCUGGAACCCAUCGGCCGCAUACAGAUGCGCACCCGUCGUACAUUACGCGGCCAUUUGGCGAAAAUCUACGCCAUGCAUUGGGGCAACGAUUCAAGGAAUCUCGUAUCAGCCUCACAGGACGGCAAACUGAUCGUUUGGGACUCGCAUACCACGAACAAAGUCCAUGCCAUUCCACUGCGAUCCUCGUGGGUGAUGACCUGUGCGUACGCCCCAUCCGGUAGCUAUGUGGCCUGCGGUGGCCUCGACAACAUGUGUUCAAUUUACAACCUAAAGACGCGCGAGGGCAACGUCCGGGUGUCCCGUGAGCUGCCCGGUCAUGGUGGCUAUCUAUCGUGCUGCCGCUUCCUGGACGACAAUCAGAUCGUUACCAGCUCCGGUGAUAUGUCGUGCGGAUUGUGGGAUAUCGAGACGGGCCUGCAGGUAACCUCGUUUUUGGGCCACACCGGCGAUGUGAUGGCCCUCUCACUGGCGCCCCAAUGCAAAACGUUCGUAUCCGGCGCCUGCGAUGCGUCCGCCAAGCUAUGGGACAUCCGGGAGGGUGUCUGUAAACAAACCUUCCCCGGCCACGAAUCCGAUAUCAAUGCGGUCACAUUUUUCCCGAAUGGGCAGGCAUUCGCCACCGGUUCGGACGACGCUACCUGUCGAUUGUUCGAUAUCCGUGCCGAUCAGGAGUUGGCCAUGUAUUCGCACGACAACAUCAUAUGCGGCAUCACAUCGGUGGCAUUCUCGAAGAGCGGACGUCUGUUAUUAGCGGGCUACGAUGAUUUCAACUGCAAUGUAUGGGACACGAUGAAGGCAGAACGGUCUGGCAUACUCGCUGGCCACGACAACCGUGUAUCCUGUUUGGGCGUCACCGAGAACGGCAUGGCGGUGGCAACAGGAUCGUGGGACUCCUUCUUGCGUGUAUGGAACUAAAAACAAAACAGAAACAGAAACAGCAGCAUAAGCAGAAACAGAAACAAAACAAAACAAAAAACAGAGAAAACCAAACAAACAAAGAACAACAAAAAAAGAGGAAAAAGAAAAAGAACUUCAAAAUGCAUUAAAGGGUGGGGUGGGGUGUCAGGUCAACGGUUGCGCAGUCUGCGGAUAGUGUUUCACCCAUCAUCUACAUUGUGAUCUAAUGUAUAUGAUUCGGUGUUACCGCCUCUGUGGUAAAUAUUAAAUGAGUGCCGGACGUUUUGAAUAUGUGGGCGCAGCUAGUUGACUAGAACGUAGACCACAACAACAAAGAACUUUAUAUACAACAUUAUUUAUAUUGCUAUAUACUUAUUAACUAAAAUUAUACAAAAAAACAAAAUAAAACCAAAAAAAAAACAACAAAAAACCGAAAAAAAAACCGCAGACAUACGCAGCAACAUACAAAUAGACAUACACACGCAUACAAGAAUAUUAUUAGUGUAAAUGGAAAAUUGAGAAAAGAAAAAAUGAAAAACCAAGAACAAGCGAUCAAGAAAAAACCAAAACGAUAAAGAAAUUGAUGGAGUAACACGAUCGGCCCGCUGAUAGUCAGAAGAGUCAGAGUCAGUUGUUUAGUCAGAAUUCCGGUUACAGCUACAGUUUAAAGCGUACGUAAAUUAAACUUAGUUCAAAUCGCAUUUCAGCGGUGAGUGCGUGCAGCUGGGAGCACAAGGCUGCCAGCCCCUGGACUCCUGGCAUCCCGGUCCUGGUCCUGAUCCCGCAUCGGAGCCCGCAUCCGAGUCCCAGGAGCCGCAGGCGUGGUGCUGGCCAGCCAGUCAGUCAGUCAGUGAGUCAGUCGUUUGCACUUUGUAAAAGAAAAAGAAGAUGGUAUCAUUGUAAUCAUGUAUGUCAACAAGUAAAUACAUAUUCUUUUGCGUAUAAUACAUAAAACUUCAGAAUGUGUGGAUGUGGAUGAUCCUGAUGCAAGGUGGGAUGGUGGAGAAGUCAAAUAAAGUUAAAGCAUUUAAAAAAAAAAUAAAAAAUGAAUCACGGCAAACCUAAACGUAAAGCAAAACAAAAAAGAGAAAGAAAAGAAGAUGACGAUGGAGGAAACCAAACAAGAAACAAAAACAAAAAUUGCGUAAUAAACUUUAUAAAUCAAGUAAUGAAAACAAAAGAAAACAAAAAAAAGUAAAGAAAACACUAUAACAAAUUUUUGUCUUAUUAUGUUUAAGUCCCUAAUUUAUAUACAAACAAAAAUAAGAAUGAUUUAAAUAACAUAUAUGUAAACUAUGCAUUAGUGAAAAAGUGGAAAACUAUUUAUAUAUAAUAUGAUGGCCAUAUAAGCUAUAACAAUAAAUUGAAAAACACCUUUAAAUCUUAUAAUACAUUUAUAAAUGUUUAACAAAAUCUUAACAAAUACAUUCAUAGAAUUGCGGCAGUAAGGGCAUUAAAGCAUUAAAGCAUCAUGGAAAUAAUUUGAGCAUUCACCUCAACUCAACUCACCUCAACUCACCUCACCUCACUACUCUUACUCUAAUUGCAUACUGUUGAAUUUUUGUUCAUUUUAUUCUUAUCCUAAAUUCCUAUGAGGUUUUACAUAUAUGGCUUAUAUGAGGUUUGAAAAUGCAGCAAACGAAACGAAACGAAGCGAAGCAAAACGAUUGUAGAAUGCAAACAAAAAACUAAAGCUUAUAUUGUGAAAAUACUGAUAUUGUCUUGCUGUCUUACGAAUAUACUGAAUCAUCAAGUUCUUAUCUA
Molecule: messenger RNA, 3226 nt
Organism: Drosophila mauritiana
Lineage: Eukaryota; Metazoa; Arthropoda; Insecta; Diptera; Drosophilidae
Gene: Gbeta13F
Product: guanine nucleotide-binding protein subunit beta-1
Exons: 3
Coding region: 458-1480 (340 amino acids)
Biological process (GO): G protein-coupled receptor signaling pathway
Cellular component (GO): heterotrimeric G-protein complex; cytoplasm
Molecular function (GO): signaling receptor complex adaptor activity; protein binding
Source: RefSeq, a predicted model, not a curated record